GGCACUAUGACAAAAAAGAAAAAAAAAAACAAAGUCGACUAGCAUGCACAUGAUCAAGCUUAAAAUUUUAGCGAUAUAACAAACAUAAAAAAAAAAUUGAUUUAAAAUUAGUUAUAUAAAUUUAUUUAAGUGCUGGUUCUGAUGAGUACUUCGUGAUAAUUAUAGUUAGCAUAUUUUCUAAAUUAAAAUCGAUCUCCAUCGCUCUCGGAUAGAUUUGUGAUUAGGGGGGCAAAGACGAAGAGUAUUUUAGCCUUUCUUGUGAUACUUUUAGAUUUUGAGCGGUCUUAUCUUGUUCUACACCUUACCUUUUACCAUGUCUACCGUUCCGGUAAGGCCACCACCUCCUCCGGCUGGUUUACAUCUUCGUCGGAACGCCUCUUCAACGACGGCUUCGAGAUCUGCGGCAAUGGUUGCUGCGGUUUCGAGCAGGCAUUUUCUUGGGUUCUUUACUUAUAAUAGAUGCUUUGAGUUUAAAUCCUUGAGCCAAAUGAGGUAUCCGGCUUUUUUGAGCCGUCGGCAGCGAGUAACCACGGUGGUGGCUUCAGCGGGAAACUUGACGGCUCCGUCGUCGUGGGAGUCUUGGAAGCCAGAUAAGACGGCGGUGGCGACGCCUCUAUUGCUGAGUGAUGUCAUCUGGCCGGCAGCUGGAGCGUUUGCGGCAAUGGCAAUAUUGGGAAGAAUUGAUCACAUUUUAUCUCCAAAAGGAAUUUCAAUGUCAGUGGCACCACUUGGCGCCGUCUCCGCCAUUCUUUUCAUCACUCCAUCUGCUCCUGCUGCUCGGAAAUACAACAUGUUUUUGGCUCAAAUAGGUUGUGCUGCCAUUGGAGUGGUAGCGUUCUCCGUCUUUGGACCAGGCUGGCUUGCCAGGAGCGUCGCACUCGCCGCUUCCAUAGCUUUUAUGGUCAUUGCUCGAGCCAACCAUCCUCCUGCGGCGAGCUUACCAUUAAUGUUCAUAGAUGGAGCGAAGUUCCAUCACUUGAAUUUUUGGUACGCAUUGGUCCCAGGUGCGGCUGCUUGUGUCAUUCUCUGCCUUCUCCAAUCGAUCGUAUGUUACAUGAAGGAUAAUCUAAAAUUUUGAUUAAUUGUCAAGCAACAUAUACGAUCAAAUGAUAUAUAUAUAUAUAUAUAUAAUAGUAGUAAUAAUGUACAAAUAUACACACAUUGAUGGGAAUCUUGUGAAGAUAUUUGAUUCGUGUGUACACUUGAUUUGAAUGUAUGUAAAUGACUAUAUAUAUAUAGUACGUUCGUUCAGCA
This is a messenger RNA of Brassica napus (rape), 1254 nucleotides long. RefSeq lists its product as uncharacterized. The record is from RefSeq and is a predicted model, not a curated record. The coding region runs from base 314 to 1078 and encodes 254 amino acids. NCBI's taxonomy places the organism in Eukaryota, Viridiplantae, Streptophyta, Magnoliopsida, Brassicales, Brassicaceae. The transcript has 6 exons.